Molecule: messenger RNA, 1242 nt
Organism: Symbiodinium necroappetens
Lineage: Eukaryota; Dinophyceae; Suessiales; Symbiodiniaceae
Source: the annotation of a GenBank genome assembly
GACAGGCGCCUCAAGCGCAACAUUCAGAGGCGCUUUGACAAAGGGAUUCGCUGGCUGAGGCUCAGCGAAGGUGAGCAGGUGAAGUGGCUGCUGCGUCCGAGCCUUAGACGCGAGCUGCGGCCAGUCUCCUUCCAACUGAAGCGGGGACCGGAAGCCAAGUGCCCAAAGACCAUGAUGUACCUGAAGUUCGGAUUCAUCGCGCAAGAGCUGGAAGCAGUGUUCCCCAACUUGGUUCGGACGGUUGGGGACAACACGAAAGCGGUUGCCAGCCAGGACCUCAUCGCGGUGCUGACUCUCGCCUUCCAGAAUCUCCAGAAGGAGCACGAUGACUACAAGAAGACGGUGCUUGACCAGCAGAGGGAGUUGGAAAGCCUCAAGCGGCGGCUGGAUCGCCUCGAAGCAGUGCAUAAGCAUAAGCAUUGGUCCAGAUGCAUGGCCCUUACGCGCUCAGCCAUGGCUGAGCUUGAACGACCUAGGGCAGUCGCUGCCCCGACGGGCUACACAUCGGCGGAGGAGGCAGUGCCCAUCCCAGCUGCAGAUGUUGCAUCCGCACCUCCUGCAGAGGAAGUGGCCUCGGCACCACCGUCUGCUCCUCCCGCAGAAGCCACGGCACCACCGGCGGCUCCGAAGAGAGGGACAGCGUUGUCGAGAGAGGAGAGACGUGAAGCUGCCAUGUUUGCGGAGCUGUACUCCAUCAUGGUGGCCACAGAGCACCUGGAAGCAGCAUUUGUUCGCGGUGCCGUGUCUAAUCAGGAUUACGAACGGACCUGCACACAACUCCUGACACAGUUCAAGACCCUGAAGACUGGGCUGAAAGACAAGUGCCCAGACAUCCGUGCCUUUGCCAAGGAACAUGGGAUGAAUUGCCCGUUGGCAGAGGCACGCCUGCUGGAAACUGGCGUGGCCGCCACGGCCCUUUUUGGUGGCACAGCGGCGACUGGCAAGGAAAGUUUGGCCUGUUUCAAGGCAUCUGAGGGCUUCAUCACCCUGGUGGAUGCCGUCAAGUUGAACAUGAAUGCAGUGGACGAGCUGCUGCCCCUCGUGCGAGAUCUGCAGGCGAGCAUUGUGGGCAUUCCCAACCUGCCACCCCUCGCUGGCAUAGAGCGCAUUGCUGGGUGGCUUGUCACGCUCAACGGCAUGCGGGCCUCGGACCGCUUGACAGAAGAACAGACCCGGCAACUGGCAAUGGAUGUGGAGCAGGCCUAUACUUCGCUCAAGAACUGGCUGCAUGAGAAGACCUAG